AUGGAGCCUCUGGCCGGCUCAAGCAAAGACAUCCAGCCUCAAGAGGCAGAAUAUGACUAUGAUGAUGAUGUCCUGGCAGAAUGGGAGGCAUUCGCGGCGCAGGACGAGCAAGAUCACCAAGCAAGAGGAGCACAAGAUCGCAAUGACGAUGAUGACGACGAGCUCGAGUGGGAUCAAGUCCAGGUUCCCGAAGCUACUCCUGCCAUGGGAGAUGCCAAAUCUGCUGCAAAGGGCAAGGGAAAGGCCGCGCCCAACGAGAAAGAGCCAAAGACGGCGGAUGGGCAAUCACUCAAUAUUGUGCUCGAAUCUGCGCCACAAGCGACCAUACCGGCCGAUAGAAAGAAAGGUGCCCGAAAGCUGCCAGAGGUCGACAGAGCGUUGCUCGCGUCCACCCACCGUGCUCACACUCUUGCGCUCCUCGCGGCCGGCGCAUACCGCAACAGGAUGCUCAACAACACACUCCUACAGGCGCGACUUCUCUCACUCGUGCCCCUCCAGAUUCAACAGAACUUCACGAACUACUCCAAAGCGACGCAUCCUCAGCCAAACGAUCGCGCACGCGCUUUCGAGCGAGCAAUGAAGCGGCUCAUGUCGUGGUGGUUUAACAACUUCACAGUCGAGCCAGACGUCCCGCGCGUCCACACUCAGCACUAUUUUGCAGUAGAAGAAUUGCUACGUCAGCUUGGCAAGCUCGACGUUGAAGCCAUACAGUCAUGGCGGCCACCGCGAUCCUCUUCCAAGAAGAAAAAGUCGCGAAAGACUGAAGAAAGAGCACCUCCACCUUGGGCAGACAAGGGCGAACUCAUCAAAGACUCAGUCUCGCUCAUGAAGCGUGCCGUCAUCUUGCGUGGCUCGUUAGAUGUCUCUGCCCAGCUUUUCACUGCCUUGUGCAGAGCACUCGAUAUACCCGCCCGCUUGGUCUUCAGCCUACAGCCCGUCGACUGGCAUACUGCCGCACCCAAGCCCAAGACAAAUGGCAUUCUUACACCUCGCAAGGCGAAAGCGAGGAAGGUCGGCAGCGUGAAACAGCACACUGGUCCAACUCAGAUCACGAUGGAUGUCGAAGCAAGCAGCGAUGAAGAGAUCAUGGAGCGCGUGCCUAUUCCUCGAGCUAGUGCCAGACCUCGUGUGUCUUCUACUUCGGCCAAAGGAUCCAGGCAAACCUCGCCCGAGUCUCAGAAAUCGGGCAUUUCCAGAAGACCGAUCAGUGUCGGCGUGGGCUCAGAUAGCGACGGAGCAGGCUACGGAUCUGGUCCGCCACCCGUCAUGGUCACGAGACGCGGCGACGGGCCAGUCACGUUACGUUCCUCGCGACCCAAGACCAACAUCUUUCGAUCGCCCAGUCCACCACCGGAAAUCAUGACACGCUACCCUGUCUUUUGGACGGAAGUCUACUCGCGAUCAGAUAAGACCUGGUACGGCAUCGAUGCCACCCGGAAGAGGUGGAAACUCAAUGACACCAAGCAUCUGGUCGACCCGCCGCGGUCAGUGCAAGAUGUCCAACUAUCUUAUGUCAUCGCAUAUGAAGAAGAUCUGACUGCCAAGGACGUCACGACGCGUUAUGCUCGCAAUUUCAUCACAAACACGCUCAAGCGUCGUUUGCCCGCCCGCAAGAAGAAUGAAGCCGACUGGUUUGCGGAGGCAAUGCAACGGUACCAGCGUCGCUUUGAGCUUGCUCGCGACGCUGCAGAAGACCAGCUGCUGCGCAGAUCAGCAAUAGAUGAGAAGAUGCCAACCUCUGUUGGCGGCUUCAAGAAACAUCCCCUUUAUGCCCUCGAACGACAUUGCAAUUCGACAGAGAUCAUCUGGCCUCGCAAGUCUGUCGGCAUCUUCCGAGGCGAGACCGUCUUCCCUCGCUCAUCCGUCAUUGCGCUUAAGAGUGCAGAAUCCUGGAUGCGGAUCGGCCGGGUCAUCAAAGAUGGUGAUCAGCCGAUGAAGUUCAUCAAACAGCGUGCCGUGACGAUACAGAAGCGACGAGCGCAAGAGAUGGCGAAUCUGGAAGGCGAAGAGGAACUUACGCAGGGUCUGUACGCCGAGCUUCAGACGGAGCUCUACGUUCCUCCGCCCGUUAUCGAUGGUAAAGUCCCUCGCAAUUCGUUUGGCAACCUCGACCUCUUUGUACCGACCAUGCUGCCAGCCGGUGGCUUCCAUAUGCCUUACAAAGGCAUCGCAAAAGUCGCAAAGCGUCUAGGGAUAGACUACGCCGAAGCAAUUACCGGCUUUGACUUCAAGCAGCGUCGCGCUUUGCCGGUCAUCGAAGGCAUCGUCAUUCCUGUCGAAGACAAAGUUGCACUGUGGGAUGCCUAUGUCGAAUCUGAAGAGAUUGCGCUCGAGAGGGAGAUGGCAAGAAAGACGAAGCGUGUGCUCGAAAAGUGGAAAUUGCUCAUUCGGGGUCUCGCCCUGCGUCAACGACUCAAUCUCGAAUACGCUAAGCCAGCAAAGACUGCGCACGAGGGAGCCCCUCAGUUACUGAGUACAGAGUCAGCCUUGCCUUCUGGGGACACCACGCCUGCCGCUCCUUCAACAGAGACAGAGCAAAACAAGCCAAUGAUCAAGAUCAAGGCCCGCAAGCGCGCUUCGCACGUCCUGGACGCCGAUAGAGAGUCUGAACAAGACACACCCGAGAGACCCGGCCGUCGCACUCGAUCAGUCCGUCAGAAAGUUGAGGCUGUCGUUCCGAAGGGCAGACAGCGAGCAGCUAAGACUCGUGCACGUCAAAGUCUGGCCGAAGAUGUAUCGAGCUCGAGCGAUUAG
Messenger RNA from Mixia osmundae IAM 14324, 2754 nucleotides. RefSeq lists its product as uncharacterized. Gene Ontology annotation, cellular component: nucleus; cytoplasm; nucleotide-excision repair factor 2 complex. Bases 1 to 2754 code for a protein of 917 amino acids. The transcript is spliced from 4 exons. Gene Ontology annotation, molecular function: damaged DNA binding; single-stranded DNA binding. Gene Ontology annotation, biological process: nucleotide-excision repair; mismatch repair. The record is from RefSeq and is a predicted model, not a curated record. NCBI's taxonomy places the organism in Eukaryota, Fungi, Basidiomycota, Mixiomycetes, Mixiales, Mixiaceae.